CGAGGAGCGUAAGUUCUUGUGAAUGACACGGGAGGAACCGAAGAGGGGUUUUCGUCGUUUCUUGAUGCUACUGGAGGUAAUGAUGGCGCGCGGUGCGGGUCGGCAGACGGCGCCCGCAUCUUUCCACUCUUCCACAGAGAUCACCAUAACUGGGAGGAGCGGCUUGCAGAAUCUAAUAACCCCUGGUGAGCGAGAAAGCAAUGGUUGAGAGAGAGGAGAUUGCUGGCAGGGAAGCACAUCCCUCUGGUGCUGUGUUGAUAAGUUUAAGGUGGAGGGUGAAUAAGGGGUGAGGCCUGUUAUCACUCGCUGCUUCUGGCUGUGGAUCCUGCAACACUGCUUGCUGGAGCCUGAAAAUUCAUUUUGACGGAUGCUUCCCCUCUUUGGCCGUUAAGAGCACGUCUGGGUGGGGAGGAGUUGGCUCGGAGGGCUUCCCAGGCAGCAGUGUCGGCGCUGAAUACCAUGUUGUGCACACCUGCAAUUUAAACUCUCACGCAGGGCAGCAAAGAUCACAGAGGCAUCAGUUUGAGGAAGCAGACGUCCUUCAGAAGGGAACUGCCCCGAAGCAUGAUCGUCUGUCAUUGGGGAGGGUCAGAGAAACGCAUUCCCACUACUCCCAUAGCCAGUUUGUCAUCCCCCUCAUAGGUCCACCUAGGGUCCUGCACACACCCAUCUGCCAGCUCAGAUAACCCUCAGGCUGUUGGCGACACAUGUUUGAUGUGAUUGGUUGUGACCGCCGUGCUUUGCUAAGCAGCCCCGCUCUACAUCAUGCAGUGGCGUCGGCGACACUUCUGCCCCAUCAAGAUGACCUGGAAUGUCAAGCGGUCGCUCUUCCGCACACAUGUAGCAGGCCUCCUCUCGCUGGCCUCACUCUUUGCCCUCUUUCUCAUCUACUUACACCAGGACCUGCUGCAAGGCCGGAGCUGGUUGCGAGACAACCCCCUGGUUUACACCUUUCGGGGUCUGCGUCCCCACAAGGAACGCGCGAAGGGAAACCAAAGCUCGUUGCGAAGCCUCUGGAAAGACAAUACGUACGUGCUGCCUAAACCAUCCACUACCUUCAAUUUUAGUUCUCACCAGGUAGAGAUCACUGCACGGGGAAUAGAGGCGUUGGAGACCUCGGCGAGCACCAACAACACGGACAUCAACGGCAACACCAAGAGCUUGCACAGGGAAAUGGGAGUGGGAGGUCGGCUGGCAGCCCAGCCUUAUCACUGGGUGCUUAAUGAACCGUACAAAUGCAAUGACAGCGGGCCCUUCCUGGUUUUGCUAAUUGCAGCAGAACCGAGACAGUUGGAGGCCAGAAAUGCCAUCAGGCAGACCUGGGGGAACGAAAGCGUGGCUAUGGGUUAUGGGUUUGUACGCCUCUUUCUGCUUGGCGUGGGAAAGAGACCCGAUGUGUAUUCUCAGAGCGCCAUCGAGGAGGAGAGCACGCAGUACCGUGACAUCAUCCAGCAGGACUUCAUGGACACCUAUUACAACCUCACCAUCAAGACGCUCAUGGGCAUGAGCUGGGUGGCUCAGUAUUGUCCGCACGCCCGUUACAUCAUGAAGACGGACAGCGACAUGUUCGUCAACACCGAAUAUCUCAUUCAAAAGCUGCUAAAGCCAAACACGGCGCCUCGGCAAAAUUACUUCACAGGCUACCUAAUGAGAGGCUACGCUCCCAACCGCAACAAAGACAGCAAAUGGUACAUGCCCCCAGAGUUGUAUUCUAGCGAGAGGUAUCCUAUAUUUUGUUCGGGAACGGGUUACGUGUUCUCGGGCGACAUGGCAGGGAAAAUCUACAAUGCUUCGUUGAGCAUCCGCCGUCUUCACCUCGAAGACGUGUACGUGGGGAUCUGCUUGGCGAAACUGCGGAUCGACCCGGUGCCGCCACCAAAUGAGUUUCUCUUCAACCAUUGGAGAGUGUCCUACUCCAGCUGCAAAUACAGUCACCUGAUCACCUCCCACCAAUUCCAGCCACAUGAACUCAUGAAGUACUGGAAUCACUUGCAAAGCAACAAGCACAAUCCUUGCCUUAACAUGGCCAAGGAAAAGAGUGGGCGGCCGCGGCAUAGGAAGUUGCAGUGGGUGGGGCUUCGGUGAUUGGCCAGGGCUCAGGGGUGCAGUAGCGAUACCACAGCAUGUGUAUGGGAUAGGGAACAGCACAGUGUUUUUUGGUAUUGUCAAUUAAAACUAUUUUUUUAUUUUAAAAGAAAUGUUAUGUAUUGUAAACCUGUUGCAAUCUUUUUAAGAUGGAAGCUUUGUGCAAUAUAGCAUGCACAACAGAAAGGAAACGAUGGUGACGUCACCAUUUUCAGGUGCCAAUUAAAUGAGAGGUUGUCAAAUUUCCUCCUCAAGCGAAGGGCCAAUUUUAAUGAGAUCCUCACUGUUUCUGUAUAAAAAUGGGGAAUAUCAUAUGGUGGUGUAUCUGUACUGUGACACUUUCAUUGAUUCUCAGAUAUGUUCACCCUUGGCAUUAUGAGUAGGAAGAUUUUUGUUUUUAUAACGACUUAAGACUUACAAAUGGUUAAUAGUCAACAAACCAAAAUAAAACACAUGUAACUGAAAUAAUAUAUAUGAAACUUGCAGCAUAGAUGUAAGAUAUGAUUAAAAGAAUAUUUUUCAAAGCUUUACAUUGACUAAAUACUGUAUACAGGUCUGCCCCUGUUGAAGGUGCAGGUAAAACUAUUUAUUAAAUGUAUUUCUUACGCA
Triplophysa dalaica is the source of this 2694-nucleotide messenger RNA. It is a transcript of the gene b3galt2, whose product is annotated as UDP-Gal:betaGlcNAc beta 1,3-galactosyltransferase, polypeptide 2. Gene Ontology annotation, cellular component: membrane. Bases 766 to 2085 code for a protein of 439 amino acids. Gene Ontology annotation, molecular function: N-acetyl-beta-D-glucosaminide beta-(1,3)-galactosyltransferase activity. NCBI's taxonomy places the organism in Eukaryota, Metazoa, Chordata, Actinopteri, Cypriniformes, Nemacheilidae. The transcript has 3 exons. The record is from RefSeq and is a predicted model, not a curated record.